Messenger RNA from Halichondria panicea, 981 nucleotides. Its product is annotated as ras-related protein Rab-3-like. The record is from RefSeq and is a predicted model, not a curated record. The coding region runs from base 97 to 885 and encodes 262 amino acids. The transcript is spliced from 3 exons. Gene Ontology annotation, biological process: protein localization to plasma membrane; protein secretion; regulation of exocytosis. Gene Ontology annotation, molecular function: GTP binding; myosin V binding; GTPase activity. NCBI's taxonomy places the organism in Eukaryota, Metazoa, Porifera, Demospongiae, Suberitida, Halichondriidae. Gene Ontology annotation, cellular component: plasma membrane; endosome; synaptic vesicle.
AACUUUUAACUUUUAACAUCCGCAACAUUGGAGAAUCGCAGAUCAGAGGACACUAGUCACUUGCACUAGAGACAUUCAUCUAAUCACUAAACCAGUAUGGCAGAAACUUGCAAAGUACUGCUUUUGGGAGCUGUGAAAGCUGGCAAGACUGCAUUCCUACUCCGCUACAGUGACAGCACUUUCAUUGAUGCCUACACAUCUACAGUUGGAAUUGAUUUCAAAGCCAAGGAGGUGACAAGGGGUGGUAAAACAUACGCACUUCAGUUGUGGGAUACUGCUGGCCAAGAACGUUAUCAAGCAAUAGUAAAUGCCUACUUCAGAGGAUCUAAUGGAUUCAUUAUCAUAAUGGACCUCACAGCUAAAGACGCACUAGAGGAUGCUGAGGGAAAGAUGACCCGAAUCAAAGAAGCGAAUUUGGAUAAUCCUGAAGUAAUUCUAGUGGGAAACAAGUCUGAUCUGACUGAGAGCAGAGUGAUCACCAAAGAGCAAGGCAUGGAGCUGGCCCAGUCACUGGGCAUAGAGUAUUUUGAGACCAGUGCCAAGGACGGCAUGAAUGUAGCUGAAGUUGUUGACAAGCUCCUUGAUUUAAUCUAUGGAAAGCCUGAGCCUAAGCCCGAGAAAAAGCCUGAAGUUAUCCCUACUGUGGAAACUGAACAGCCAAUUGAACAGCCGAUUGAACAGCCGAUUGAAAAGCCAGUGAAAAAAGAAUCAACUCCCGAGAAAAAACCAGACCCUGAGAAAAAGCCAAAUGUUGAAACGAUUCCCGAAAAGCCCACUAAGCAGCCUGUUCGCAAGCCUGCUACAAAAUCAUGCUGGAGUACUGGAACAUUCCUGUUGAUAGGGGUUGCUUGUGUUGUAGCAUUUAGCGCUUGGUAUUUCUCGUAGGACUGUUUGAACAGUUGAUUCCAUGCAUGUGAAGUGUCACUCAUGAAUAAUGCAUAAGUGAUUUUCUGGUAGCAUUGCACUCUGGAAGAAAGAUAA